AUGGCGGCCAGUCUCAUCUACGUCACAGCCUUAACAAAUCGCUUCAAUCAAGCUGCGGGUGUCUCUCCUUCUUCGACCCUAAUCGCGUUCGGCUCCUCCGGAUCGGUCGCGUUAUGGGAACUUGAGGAUUCCGAGGACACUGGGGUAUCGGAGACCCUGCCAGGAAAACAAGGAUUGAUAACCUGUGUCAAGUUUCUUGCAGACGAUAUAUUGCUCUCUGCGAACGAUAUGGGAAGCCUUAGUGUCUGGAGACGAGAAGAAUCCCAGGCAGGCAAGGGCUCCUUAAUCUUUAUUCAAGAGACUGACGCGACUCCUCUUUCAGUGGACGAUCGCUUCGACCACGUUAUUGUUACUGGGGCCUCAGACUCGCUGGUGAAGAUAUGGAAAUUGAGUGAUGUCUCUGGAAAUGUGGAAAUCACUGAAUCGCAAACGAUCAAUCUGAAGGGCAAGUUGCCCCUGGUAUCGGCUCUAAGCAGUCUUCCUCAAACCAAUGCGUUACUCUUAGCAAUCGCCGGAACAGACGCCAAAGUUCAGGUUUGGGUCCGUUCAGAUGACGCUUUCGUACACUCUGCUACCUUAGCUGGCCACGAAGACUGGGUCCGUGGUCUUGCCUUCAAGGCUCCACAGGCCCAGGAAUUCCCUUUGGUCCUGGCUUCUGGAUCCCAGGAUGCCACCAUCAGACUGUGGAACAUUGAGCCUUGGAAGAAAACGACAGAUACGAAAACAGGAACUUCUACCGACCUCAUUGAUGAAUUACUAGAUAGUUUCGAGGCGUCUCUGGGGGAUCUUGGGGAGAAUGAGGAGGGAGGAAAGCAAAUAUCACUCAAGCAUCACGUCUUGACUAUAAAGACAGGUGCAGAAAGCCCUCAGCAAUUCUCCGUCACCUUUGAUGCCCUGCUUAUCGGACAUGAAGCCGGAGUUACCUCACUUACCUGGAGUCCAGCUGGAUCUUCCACUCCGACUUUGCUGUCAACAUCCACUGAUUCAUCUGUAAUCCUUUGGUCUCCCUCAACGAUUCUCAACACCUCGGGUGACAGUUCCUCCUCAAUUUGGAUCAAUCGGCAACGCUUUGGAGACGUUGGUGGCCAAAGACUUGGCGGGUUUGUUGGCGGGUUAUGGGCAAAGGGCGGCAAUGACGCUUUAGCUUGGGGGUGGGCUGGAGGCUGGAGGCGAUGGAGAUGUGAUUAUCCUGGUGUUGCAAGCGAGUCUUGGAAUGAGAGGGGAGCCAUUACAGGGCACAAAGGUCCUGUCAAAGGUCUUGAUUGGAGCCCUGAUGGCAAAUACCUCAUUUCAGCAGGUUUAGACCAGACCACACGAAUACAUGGGCCUGUGCAUAUGCCCGGAACAGAUAAGAUAUCUUGGCAUGAGAUCGCCCGGCCGCAAGUCCACGGUUAUGACUUACUGGAUGUUGUCUUCAUAUCACCCUUGAGAUUCGCCAGUAUUGCCGAUGAGAAGGUUGUUCGCGUGUUUGAGGCUCCUCGGAAUUUUGUCGAGUUGGCAGUGAAGCUUGAUGUUGCACAGUUUACUGAACAAGAGCAUGAGAGACCGUUAGGCGCUAAUGUGCCCCCUCUCGGACUAUCCAAUAAAGCCACAAGCGAAGGUGCUCAAGAACUUGUUGGAGGAUCUGAUUACUCAAGGCGGCCGUUCGACAGCGAACUGGCUUCUGUGACGCUAUGGCCCGAAACAGAGAAGAUAUUUGGACAUGGCUACGAGUCCAUCACCCUUGGUAUCUCGAAUUCAAGAAAGCUAAUAGCAACAGCAUGUAAGGCUACCAGUGCUGAACAUGCUGUUGUUCGGGUGUAUGACAUUACGAACUUCACUCUGGUGGGGCAGCCUCUGCAAGGGCAUGUAUUGACGGUUACACGGAUUGCAUUCAGCCCGGAUGAUAAGCACAUCCUGACUGUUUCGAGAGAUCGCUCCUGGCGUCUAUUCAAGCAGCAGGCAGAAGGGUAUUUACCUGCUGCUGCUGAUAAGUCUCAUGGACGAAUCAUUUGGGAUUGUGGGUGGUCAGCUGAAGGAGACGUUUUCGCCACUGCCUCGCGAGACAAAACGGUUAAAAUUUGGAGAUGUGUGGACCGAAAAUGGAAGGCCGCCAAUACCAUCAAAACGCCACAACCUGCGACGGCUGUUGCAUUCUCGCCGGAGAACGCACAGAACAGGUAA
Cyclocybe aegerita is the source of this 2163-nucleotide messenger RNA. Lineage: Eukaryota; Fungi; Basidiomycota; Agaricomycetes; Agaricales; Hemipholiotaceae. The record is from the annotation of a GenBank genome assembly.